AUGCACAAACAGUUGACAUUCUACAACAACAAACUUAGCUCAAAUGGCAUGGGUGUUGCGAUCGCACUGACAGAAGCCAAAGCCUCGUUCAGCUACUACGAGAUCGACUUCCUCAACAAGCCCGAAUGGUUUACCACUUUGAUUAACCCCGCAGGCCAGGUCCCAGCAAUGACAUAUGGCGGACCCUCCGUCCUGCCCUCCUCGCCCUCCCCCGAAUCCGCAAAACUCGCAGAAAGCACCAUCCUUCUCGAACUCGUCGCGGACCUCUACCCCUCUUCUGGCCUCCUCCCCUCCGACCCGGUCAAGCGCGCCAAAGUGCGCUUCUUCACACACACUGUCGUCACCCGCUACCUCGCGUCCUACGCGCGGUGGUGGCUCCGCGGCGAGCGCGGCGCGUGGCGCGGCGUGUACGAGGGCGCGCUGGCGCUUCAGGCGCUCCUGCCCGAGAACGGGGAGGGGUAUGCGGUAGGAGAGGAAUUCACGAUCGCGGACUGCGAUUUCGCGCCGCUCGCGGGGCGCGUGCGGAUCGCGUACGAGCGCGGGAUUGGGCGGUUCGAUCCCGCGGAGGCGCCGCUUCUAAGGGAGGCGAUGGACGGGCCUGAGCUGGAGAGAUUUAGAAGGUACUUGGACAGGGUGAUGGCGAGGCCUAGUGUGCAGGCGCAUUAUGGCGAGGAAUGGAUUGCGGAGGGGACGAAGGAUCUUGUGGCUAUAUUCAAUAAGAGGUUUUCUGAAGCGUGA
Coniophora puteana RWD-64-598 SS2 is the source of this 738-nucleotide messenger RNA. RefSeq lists its product as uncharacterized. The transcript has 5 exons. Lineage: Eukaryota; Fungi; Basidiomycota; Agaricomycetes; Boletales; Coniophoraceae. Bases 1 to 738 code for a protein of 245 amino acids. The record is from RefSeq and is a predicted model, not a curated record. Gene Ontology annotation, cellular component: cytoplasm.